Molecule: messenger RNA, 1179 nt
Organism: Blastomyces dermatitidis ER-3
Lineage: Eukaryota; Fungi; Ascomycota; Eurotiomycetes; Onygenales; Ajellomycetaceae
Product: 26S protease subunit rpt4
Exons: 4
Coding region: 1-1179 (392 amino acids)
Biological process (GO): positive regulation of RNA polymerase II transcription preinitiation complex assembly
Cellular component (GO): cytosolic proteasome complex; proteasome regulatory particle, base subcomplex
Molecular function (GO): proteasome-activating activity; ATP binding; ATP hydrolysis activity
Source: RefSeq, a predicted model, not a curated record
AUGGAAGGCGUUGACCCGGAACGUGAACAAGCCCUCGAAGAUUACAAGAAGAGCCUCCUAGAGUCAAGAGAAUGGGAAGCCAAACUGAAGGAUCUCCGGCUAGGCAUAAAAGACCUGCAAAGGGAGUUUGACACGACGGAGGACAAUAUCAAGGCGCUACAGAGUGUUGGCCAGAUCAUCGGGGAGGUGCUGAAGCAGUUAGAUGAGGAAAGAUUCAUCGUUAAAGCCUCAUCAGGACCCCGAUACGUCGUCGGUUGCCGCUCAAAAGUCGACAAAGCCAAGCUCAAACAAGGGACCCGCGUUGCCCUCGACAUGACCACCCUCACAAUCAUGCGCAUGCUACCACGCGAAGUCGAUCCUCUUGUCUACAACAUGUCCCUUGAAGAUCCAGGGCAGGUCAGCUUUGCCGGCAUCGGCGGUCUGAACGACCAGAUCCGAGAACUGAGAGAGGUCAUUGAGUUGCCGCUGAAGAACCCAGAGCUGUUUUUGCGUGUGGGUAUAAAACCUCCCAAAGGCGUGCUUCUGUACGGGCCACCGGGGACUGGGAAGACACUAUUGGCACGAGCUGUUGCAAGUUCACUAGAAACGAAUUUCUUAAAAGUUGUCUCCUCAGCUAUCGUAGACAAAUACAUCGGCGAAUCCGCCCGCCUAAUCCGCGAGAUGUUCGGCUAUGCCAAGGAACACGAACCCUGCAUCAUCUUCAUGGAUGAAAUCGACGCCAUCGGCGGCCGCCGCUUUUCAGAAGGAACCUCCGCCGAUCGCGAAAUCCAACGUACGCUCAUGGAGCUCCUCAACCAACUCGACGGCUUUGAUUACCUGGGUAAGACCAAAAUCAUCAUGGCGACCAACCGGCCUGAUACCCUUGACCCGGCGCUGCUACGCGCUGGGCGGCUGGAUCGGAAGAUUGAGAUCCCGUUGCCAAAUGAAGUGGGCCGGUUGGAGAUUCUGAAGAUUCAUGCGAGUGGGGUUGCGAUUGAGGGGGAGAUUGAUUUUGAGAGUAUCGUGAAGAUGAGUGAUGGGUUGAACGGGGCAGAUUUGAGGAAUGUAGUUACGGAAGCUGGGCUGUUCGCCAUCAAGGACUACCGGGAUACAGUGAACCAGGACGAUUUUAACAAGGCUGUCCGCAAGGUUGCGGAGUCUAAGAAGUUGGAGGGUAGGCUGGAGUAUCAGAAGUUGUAG